Rotaria sp. Silwood1 is the source of this 774-nucleotide messenger RNA. NCBI's taxonomy places the organism in Eukaryota, Metazoa, Rotifera, Eurotatoria, Philodinida, Philodinidae. The record is from the annotation of a GenBank genome assembly.
AUGGUGGUGACCGUAUCAUCUAUUCCACAAGGUACGAGUUCUCGAAAAACAGAAAAUGAAGAUAAAAUUUCGAAAAUGCUGAAGAUUAAAAACAAUAAUGGAUUAACUGCUUUUCAUGAAGCUAUUGAAAGUGGACACAACGAAAUUGUGCUUCAAAUGCUUAAGAAAGUGAUCGACCGUGUACAAUUAAUUGAGGAACCUGAUCAACAACUCCGUACAAGCUUGCAUAUGGCUGCAUUCAAAGGCAAUUCGGUACUUCUUAAAGAAUUCCUUCAAUAUGAAGUAAAUGUGCAUGCAUGCGAUGUAAAUGACCAUACACCAUUACAUGAAGCCGCUCGUUGGUCUGACUCUGAUGAAAAGGAGAAUGACCACCGAAUCGAGUGCAUCGAUCUUCUAAUUCAGAAAGGUGCUAAAAUAAACGCAUUAAAUAUUCGUCGAGAAUCACCAUUACAUGUGGCAUGCCGAUAUGGUUCAUCGUCAUUGGUCAAAUCUUUAAUGAAACAUGGUGCUGAUAUAUUACUGACUAAUAUUCAAAAUUAUAAUUGUCUCGAGGGACAUUAUGAUCCAAUAAUUCAUACAAUUGAUGAUGAUGUUACUCAUUAUGCAUUUGCUGUAACAGAUAUUAUAAAUAGUCAAUUAAUUGCUCAAUUAUAUGGUUCAGUAGAAUCUGAUAUGAAUAAAUUAUUUAAUCAAUGGAUUCAACAACAUAAUGAUUAUAUGAUACAACUUGAACAAUAUGGAAUUGAUCAUCAACAAAUAUCACAAGUAUUUUAA